AUGAGAACAAUGGAGGCGAAAUACAGCGCAAAACACUGGGAGAGGUACGUCUCGGUCUUUCUUAUUUUCUCUGCCAUCCUGGGUGCAGUAUCUGCAGUUACACACUAUUCUAUCCCUGAAGAAAUGGAGGAAGGUUCUAUUGUCGCCAAUUUAGCAGCUGAUUUAGGUCUGGACGUUAAAACGUUAAGUAAAAGGAAGAUGCGGUUGGACAUUAUAGCCAAUAAGAAAUAUCUGGAUGUGAACAAAGAGACGGGGGAGCUAUACAUUGUAGAGAGAAUUGACAGAGAAUAUCUUUGCCCUGCCAAAACAUCUUGUUACCUGAAAAUGGAAGCUAUAAUUGAGAACCCGAAGCGAAUAUUCUAUAUCGAAAUUGAGAUAAUGGACAUAAAUGAUAAUGCACCGCAUUUUCGGAGGGACACUAUAGACCUAGACAUAUCUGAAGCAACCCAGGCUGGAGAACGUUUCUCUGUGAACAACGCAGUCGACCCUGACGUUGGUUCAAACUCCGUCAAGACGUAUAUUUUAAGCGAAAGUGAGCACUUUACAAUAGAAAUCCAGACCGGUAGGGAUGGGUCCAAAUUUGCAGAUUUAAUUCUGAAAAGGGCCUUGGACAGAGAGGCGCAAGCUGUUCAUAACCUCGUACUAACUGCAGUUGAUGGCGGAGUUCCCACACGCUCCGGUACGGCCAGUAUAAUUGUUCGUGUACUAGAUACGAAUGACAACGCCCCACAGUUUGAUAAAGAAACAUACAACAUUACCGUAAUGGAAAACUCUCCAAUUGGAAGCAUUGUUGUAAAAUUAAAUGCUACUGACUUAGAUGAGGGUUCUAAUUCCGAUAUUAUAUACUCAUAUAGUUUCUAUACAUCGGAGAAAACACAAAACACAUUCAGUUUAAACCACAAUACUGGGGAAAUAACGGUGAGGGAAAUGAUUAAUUAUGAAGACUUUAGGAUCUAUGACAUGGAAGUCAUAGCAACAGAUAAAGGAGCUAAUCCUGCAUCAGGUCAGUGUAAAUUAACUAUUCUAAUCACAGACAUGAACGAUAAUCAUCCUGAAAUAUCCAUAAAAUCCUUCCAGAGUCCAAUCAAGGAGAAUGUAGCUGUAGAUACAGUCAUAGCAGUAGUUAGUGUCAGUGAUAAAGAUUCUGUCGAAAAUGGUGUAGUUGAUUUACAUAUUCCGAAUAAUUUACCUUUUGCGCUUAGAGAGUCAUCUGAUAACUAUUAUGAGUUGGUAGUUUCAGAGCCUCUAGACAGAGAGAAAGUGCCAGAAUAUGAGAUCACUUUCACUGUUACAGAUAGGGGUUCUCCUCCAUUAUCUGACAAUGAAACGAUGACUUUAGAACUUCUGGAUGUUAACGAUAACGUUCCACUGUUUCCUCAGUCGUUCUACGCUAUACCUGUUACUGAGAAUAACGCACCUGGGGCAUUGUUAAGUUCCCUCACUGCGUUUGAUCCUGAUCUCCAUGAAAACCAAUAUCUCGUUUAUUUUAUAAUAGAGAAGGAGAUUGUGAACACCUCCAUGUCCAUGCUAUUUUCCAUCAAUCCAGAGAACGGUAAUCUUUACGCACUAAAGACGUUUGACUAUGAAAUAGAGAAGGAGUUUCUUUUCCACAUUGAGGCCAGAGACUCUGGUGUCCCUCCACUCAGCUGUAACAUGACUGUGCACAUCGUUAUUAUGGACCAGAAUGACAACACUCCAGUCAUCGUCUCUCCGUGGCGCGCACAUGGAUCGGUAGUCGAGGAAAAGAUUCCCAGAUCCACCGAUAAAGGAUCUCUUGUUUCCAAGGUAAUAGCAAUAGACACGGACUCGGUACAAAACUCUCGGAUAACAUACCAGUUUCUUCAGGUGACUGACGCUACGUUAUUCAGUCUGGAUCAAUACAAUGGAGAGAUCAGGACUAUGAGAAUGUUCAGUUACAGAGACCCGCGUCACCAACGGCUGGUUGUCAUCGCCAAGGACAACGGGGAACCUGCGCUCUCUGCUACAGUCACCAUCAAGCUCUCCACGGUGGAGACUGCUGUUAAAGCCUACUCUGACAUGACUGAAGUGCCUCUAGAAUAUGACAUCUUCUCAGACCUCAACCUGUAUCUGGUGAUCGGACUAGGCUCGGUGUCGUUUCUGUUACUGAUCACCAUAUUGGUCACCUGCGUGCUGAAGUGUCAGAAACCGAAGCCCAGCAAAGCGGCUCCCCCCAGCAGGAACAGCGUGAUCAGCGAGAGGAACUCCACCAUCGCGGAUUCCACCCUGGUCUCCAAUGAUGCGUACUGGUACAGUCUGUUUCUAGCGGAGACUAGGAAGGGAAAGCUGGUAGUCAGACAGCCUGUGCCAAAGGGAUCCAGAUACAUCGUGUCCAGUAUUCCAAGAAGCACGGGACUGACAGAGACCAGCAACUCAGCCGCUUCUACUCUUCAGGUAUGA
Molecule: messenger RNA, 2418 nt
Organism: Hypomesus transpacificus
Lineage: Eukaryota; Metazoa; Chordata; Actinopteri; Osmeriformes; Osmeridae
Product: protocadherin alpha-C2-like
Exons: 1
Coding region: 1-2418 (805 amino acids)
Biological process (GO): homophilic cell-cell adhesion
Cellular component (GO): plasma membrane
Molecular function (GO): calcium ion binding
Source: RefSeq, a predicted model, not a curated record